Otolemur garnettii (small-eared galago) is the source of this 1308-nucleotide messenger RNA. RefSeq names its product cyclin Q (gene CCNQ). The coding region runs from base 130 to 882 and encodes 250 amino acids. The record is from RefSeq and is a predicted model, not a curated record. NCBI's taxonomy places the organism in Eukaryota, Metazoa, Chordata, Mammalia, Primates, Galagidae. Gene Ontology annotation, molecular function: cyclin-dependent protein serine/threonine kinase regulator activity. Gene Ontology annotation, biological process: regulation of transcription by RNA polymerase II. The transcript has 5 exons. Gene Ontology annotation, cellular component: nucleus.
GCCCUGCCGGCAGGGGAGGGGCGGGGCGCGGUGGCCAAGCCCGCCGCGAUUUGCCCCCGCAGCCGGCCCAGGUGCGGCGGAGGCGCUUCUCCUCCGGACCCGGGGAGGUGGAGACGUGGGACGGACCUCAUGGAGGCUGCUAUCCCGGAGAGCGGCAGCGGAGGAGCCGCGGUGCAGGGGCCCGAGGGACGGCUGGCGCCGGACGCCAGGGUGCACUUCCGCGUGACGAGGUUCAUCAUGGAGGCAGGAGUCAAGCUGGGGAUGCGAUCCAUUCCCAUUGCCACUGCCUGCACCAUUUACCAUAAGUUCUUCUGUGAGACCAACCUGGACACCUAUGAUCCUUACCUGGUUGCCAUGUCUUCCAUUUACUUGGCGGGCAAAGUGGAGGAGCAGCACCUGCGUACCCGUGACAUCAUCAAUGUGUCCAACAGGUACUUCAACCCCAGCAGUGAACCUCUAGAGCUGGACUCCCGCUUCUGGGAGCUGCGGGACAGUGUCGUGCAAUGCGAGCUCCUCAUGCUGAGAGUUCUGCGCUUCCAGGUCUCCUUCCAGCACCCUCACAAGUACCUGCUCCACUACCUGCUUUCCCUCAAGAACUGGCUGAACCGCUACAGCUGGCAGCGGACCCCCAUUGCCAUCACUGCCUGGGCCCUGCUGCGGGACAGCUACCACGGGGGGCUGUGCCUCCGCUUCCAGGCUCAGCACAUAGCUGUGGCAGUGCUCUUCCUGGCCCUGCAGGUCUAUGGAGUUGAGGUGCCUGCUGAAGCUGAGGCUGAGAAGCCAUGGUGGCAGGUAUUUAGUGACGACCUUACCAAGGCAAUCAUUGAUAAUAUUGUGUCUGAUCUCAUUCAGAUUUAUACCAUGGACACAGAGCUCCCCUAAAGCCCUGGCUCAGGCCUGCCCAAAGAGAAGCCCAGGAUGGUCGGCUGCCUGGGGAUGGUGCCACCACAUCGCCAUGAUGGCUGGUCCCCAGAGGACAAGCUGGGAGGACUGAUUGUGCUGCUGGAGAUGGGCUGGUGAAGGCGAUGACACAUGCUGCCACUUUGUCGCCAGCAGUCAUGGUCCAGAUGAUGAUGGGAGCCACCCCUCCAGUGGGCAGGCUGGGAGCACACUGUGUGCAGCUCACAUGAGGCAGCCACAUCUGCCCUUGUCCUUUGAGAGGACUCUGGCUACAACUGUGGCAUGACAUCAUUGCAAGGACAGUCAGAAACAGAUGGCACUGUGCCCCUAGGGAUUUUUAAAAGCUAGCUUGUAGGAAGCGUGAAUGUGCAACAGAGGUGGGACUUUAUUUUGUGUAAUAAAAGAUGA